AAAAAAUAGAAAGAAGAAAAGAAGAGAAGUCUUCUUUUCCAGUUCCAAGAAAAAAAUGCAGAGCAUUGACGAGGAUUACAAUCUGUAUUGGGAAACUAAGAUGUUCUUACAGAAUGAAGAAUUUGACAGUUGGGGAUUCGACGAAGCGAUGUCCAGUUACUAUGAUUCAAGCUCUCCAGAUGGAACGGCGUCGGCGUCUUCGUCUUCGGCAAAGAAUAUUUUGUCGGAAAGGAAUCGGAGGAAGAAGCUCAAUGAGAGGCUCUUUGCCCUUAGAUCAGUUGUCCCCAACAUUAGUAAGAUGGACAAGGCAUCGAUAAUUAAAGACGCAAUCGGAUACAUUCAAGAACUGCAAGAACAAGAGAGGAGAAUCAAAGCUGAGAUAACAGAGCUUGAAUCAGGAAAAUUGAAGAAGAACUAUCACAGUACUGAUUCCGAAAUCCAAAAUUCUGUUCGUUCGAGAACGAAAAAGAAGAGAAUUGAUCAGAAUAAUGGCUCUGGAGGAUCAAGAAGUUCCUUAAUUGAGCUCUUGGAGCUAAGGGUUUCUUACAUUCGGGAGAGGACAUUGGUUGUGAGCUUAACGUGUGGGAAGAAAACAGAUACAAUUGUGAAGCUUUGUGAGGUUUUCGAGUCACUGAAGCUUAGAAUCAUAACAGCCACCAUCACUGCCUUUCCUGGUAGAUUCUUGAAGACGGUAGUCGUUGAGGCCGAUGAGGAGGAGAAAGAUCGCCUAAAGAUAAAGAUCGAAAUGGCCAUCGCAGCUCUUAGUGAACCACAAAGCCCUAUGAGUCUUUAGUG
Molecule: messenger RNA, 795 nt
Organism: Telopea speciosissima
Lineage: Eukaryota; Viridiplantae; Streptophyta; Magnoliopsida; Proteales; Proteaceae
Product: transcription factor bHLH35-like
Exons: 6
Coding region: 56-793 (245 amino acids)
Biological process (GO): regulation of DNA-templated transcription
Cellular component (GO): nucleus
Molecular function (GO): DNA-binding transcription factor activity; protein dimerization activity; sequence-specific DNA binding
Source: RefSeq, a predicted model, not a curated record